AUGUACUCGACAUUUAGUGUAGCAACAAAGGCGAAGACGAACAAACAAGGCUCUGAAAAUGCAAGCAACCCGCGCCCAAAACGAAACCACGUGUCUGUGGCCUGUGAGAGCUGCAGGAAGAAUCGUAUCAAAUGCGAUAAUUCUCGGCCUUGCCGAAAUUGCAGGCAACGAAAAAUCACUUGUGCAAAUGUGGAGUCUGGCGACACUCGGGCUCUCACCAGACAGAUUCAACACCUCUUGGGGAGAGUGGAAGAGUUAGAAGGUCGCGUGCAAGACUCCGAUGCCGCAGCCAGUUCGGAGUCUCCUUCAGCUCAGAGUCCGUCGCAUGUUGGCCAGAUUCAUACCAAAGCCAACGCCAUGCUUCAAGAGCAACCAGUCGGAAAAGCAGGUACUUCUGGUGCCGUCGAGACACCUCAAGCAGUCAAUCGGAUGACCCUCAACCUGUCGACCGCAUCUUUUGUGUCACGGUUAAACCUCGUGCUCGCUGGUCGAUUUCCGCGCCGGUUGAGUGCCGCGUUAGUGGUGCCAUCCGGCGGCAGCUUGAAUUUCCAAGAAUUCGCCCUACCCCCAGAGAUAUCACGGACCAUGGAGAAUUAUUACAUCCGGCUGUAUUGGCGCACGACGCAUCGGACACUACCGGUGGUCGAUGAGGACUCCUUUACUGAGCAUUACACCUCACUAUGGAGCGAAAGCUCUAGUUCGGAGGUUCGUCUUCCCUCCUGCCUUGUGGAUAUAAUACUCGCUAUAUCACUGCAGCACGAGAGCAACUGUAAACCUCAAGGAAGACCCACGAAGCCUGGAGCAGAAGAAUUUCACGGUCGUGGCCAGAGUCAGACAGAGUUGAUGUCUCAAGCUUUAUAUGAGCGGUGCGCGAUCAACAUCUCUGCGGAAUACGAGAACCCCUGUUUGAGCACGUUACAAUGCUAUAUUUUAUUGGUGAUUUACCUUCGGGGAUCGUGGAGCCACAAUGCAGCCUACCAGUUCCUGGGGUUGGCUAUCCGAACUGCCAACAUCCUUGGGCUUCAUCAAAAGCAUCCAGCCAACGCCUCAGUGGGGGAACGACGGAUUCGAGAGCGUCUGUGGAAUAUACUAUUUUGCCUAGAUACACAGCAGUUUCUUGAAUUUGGACGUCCAUUUGGAAUCUUGGAACAGACUCACCAAUUAAACCCCCAGGGGCAACCUUUAAAACGGUCCUAUAGGCAAUUGUCGGAUGCGGAGGUAGACGAGGAAGAAGGCAGUUUUCUUGGUCGAUAUUUUGGUCUCAUAGAAAUUGCAAAAAAAGUACACAUGGUAUUCAAUUCACAAGCGAGGAAUCUGCAAGGGACAUAUGACGACAAAUUUCCUUCCGCAUCAGAAGUACUCAACUGCUUUGAGGAAGAUUUGGCUCAAAUCGCGACUCUCCUUGUAUCAUGGGCAAGGAAGGUCCCCCCAAAACUCCGCUUGCAGCGAAAGGCUGAUACUGCUUCUUUUGCAACGGAGGUGGAUUUGGAUCUUGACGCGGACACCCCAGUAUGGCGCCUGCGGCAAUGUUUGCUCCUGGAACUCUCUUACCAUUGGAUCAAUAUUGGAAUCCUCCGAUGGGCAUUGGAUUCAGAGACUGGGGAGCUGCACAAAUUUUCUUUCAUUAUGGAGAAAGCUCGGUCCGUUAUUAAGCACGCAUUCGCCAUAACAAGCAUCCUAAAUCAAGCUCUCGUGGAAACGGAUGCAAUUCACGGCUGGUAUGAUUCCCAUUUCAUCCAAUGGGAUGCAGCUUUAACUUUGAUCGGCUUUGCGCUUGCUUACCCUCACCAUGCGCUUGUGGCGGAAGUAUUGUCGAUGCUGAAUACAAGUAUUUCAAUCUUCGACGCGCUUGGAACGAGAUUUACUCGUGCUGCCGCCGAUGUUGUCAAAGAGUUCACAACAAAGUUUGAACAAAUAGUGCCAGGCAGCAGUGGUAGCAGAGGAAACAGUAUCUUUCGAUCAGGUUCGCAAGAGCCUGGCCUCACAAUGAUACCUCUCGCGGACCCAAGUUUUGAUAUUUUGCGGACAAAAUCAGGAGACUUGAGCAAUCCUUUCAUAGCGGGUUCCCCGAGAGACUUUGCGCUUCCAAUUGAUUUCGAAGCCGUUUCCUUAGCAAACGAGGGAACACUUGCAGAGGCAAUCCACAUGGAUGAUGGGUUCCCGGCGCUCUCUAUGAUCUGA
Uncinocarpus reesii 1704 is the source of this 2181-nucleotide messenger RNA. RefSeq lists its product as uncharacterized. Gene Ontology annotation, molecular function: RNA polymerase II cis-regulatory region sequence-specific DNA binding; DNA-binding transcription factor activity, RNA polymerase II-specific; zinc ion binding. The transcript has 2 exons. Gene Ontology annotation, biological process: positive regulation of transcription from RNA polymerase II promoter by galactose; DNA-templated transcription. Gene Ontology annotation, cellular component: nucleus. The coding region runs from base 1 to 2181 and encodes 726 amino acids. The record is from RefSeq and is a predicted model, not a curated record. Lineage: Eukaryota; Fungi; Ascomycota; Eurotiomycetes; Onygenales; Onygenaceae.